ACAACUCAAACGUCAACCGACCAAACAGGACGUUAGUUGUAUUUUUUUUAAAAUGUAUCAAAAUUUAGUAAUAUUUUGUUUGUUAUUUAAUUGUAUUUAUUUAGGAAGCUGCACUUCUGUACCAUUCAUUACACCAUGUAAAGCAGCAGAUUCAGCAUGCAUAACGAAAUCAGCUCAAGCGGCAGUCAGUACCUUCGUGGCUGGCAUCCCAGAACUAGGCGUUGAAAAGCUUGACCCCAUAGUUAUAAAGCAUCCUAUUAACGCAAGCGCAUCUGGCCUUACGCUCAUAUUAAACAACCUAGUUACCACCGGAAUGUCAAGCUGCACCGUUGAAAACGCACACCGUGAUGUCGCAAAAUCGAAGAUGGGUACUAGAAUUCUGUGCGACACUGUGAUGAGUCAAGGGCAAUACGACAUGGAAGGCAAGCUACUUAUCAUUAACGUAAGCGGCAAAGGAAAAAUUAAUGUCGUACUCAGAAAACUCGUAAUUGAUGUCGAUGGAAAUAUGGGUGAGAAGAAAGGAAAAGACGGAAAAACAUAUUGGGACAUCAAGAGUUUCACUCAUACUUUUGAGCUGAAAGACAAAGCCGACCUUAAGUUCGAGGACCUCUUUGCUGGCAAUGAAGUUUUAGGCCGUGCUGCUAACGAGGUGAUUGAAUCAAAUAGUAACGAAAUCAUCACUGAAAUCGGCGCACCAGUUAUCAAAGCACUCAUCACCAAAGUGGUUGGACAAAUCAAGAAAUUCUUCAACAAUGUGCCUCCAGAAGACCUAGCCUUAGACUAAAGUGGUGGAUAAUUUAUGUGAAAAAUUACAUUUUUUUUUAAUAUUUUUUA
Messenger RNA from Diatraea saccharalis (sugarcane borer), 834 nucleotides. The record is from the annotation of a GenBank genome assembly. Lineage: Eukaryota; Metazoa; Arthropoda; Insecta; Lepidoptera; Crambidae.